AUGUAUGGCCAAUCUCUGAAGCGCCAACGCGAGGAUGAGCUCGAUUCCGAUUGUCUCGCCCACGACUCCAAGGUCCAAAAGAUUUACGCGUCCCGACACGCGGGCCCAGUGACCUUCUCCGUGUCAACCACGGAUCUCGACCAGUCGCUGCGGGUUCGCGCACCUACGUUAACGCCAGUCGAUUCAGAGGAUGAGGAUGGAGACUCGGGGAAUGGAACAGCUCCAGGUGCCUUUACAGGUGGUCUGGGGAAAAUGGGGCAUGGCCAUCGACUCCCAAUGCUGCAGCUAGACAUCAACAACCGCCCUACGAAACAGCAGCAGAUGGCACCUUCUCCCAUCCCACAUGCUUUGCUCAAUCACUCUUUGACCAUCAAUGGAAUACCCACGACCACUUCAAGCCAUGGCUACUUCCCAGCGGUCUCAAUGCCCGUCCCCAACCAAUCGCAGUCGGUUCCAAAUGUGAUGGAUGAAGAUAUGCUAGUCCACCAAGAUGGACCACCAGCUGUCCGACUGCCCAGCCCUGUCAGUGAUAAUGGCGAUGCCAUCAUGGGUGACGAGGAUACGGAAAUGGGCAACUACCCUUCCCACUUGCGAUCUCAUGUGCCAAAUGCCAGGCCUUCCAGUGCACUAGUGGGGGCAUCCCAGCAUCCGGUUCAAGCUCCUUCUAUGGAACAUGCGCCCACAUGUAAUGAAGGUCAACGACGACGAUCUCCUCUUGUUAUGGGGUAUCGCGCGGACUGUGACAAGUGUCGGUGCAAAGUCCCUGGGCAUUAUAGCCAUAUCCGGCGGCCUUGA
This is a messenger RNA of Penicillium macrosclerotiorum, 795 nucleotides long. RefSeq lists its product as uncharacterized. Bases 1 to 795 code for a protein of 264 amino acids. The transcript is spliced from 3 exons. NCBI's taxonomy places the organism in Eukaryota, Fungi, Ascomycota, Eurotiomycetes, Eurotiales, Aspergillaceae. The record is from RefSeq and is a predicted model, not a curated record.